CCCUCAGCUUUGCUGCGUUGUUCUUACUUCCUCCCAUGGAGUACAAAAGGCAACAAGCAGAAAACGUUGCGUUCACACCACCACCACCAAGGAGGCCAGGACAGCAAGACCAGGCCUGGGCUGUAGCUAGCUAGCUAGCUUGUAGAGAAAGAGAGAGAAACACUGGAGCUUUAGAGAGAGAGAGAGAGAGCAAGAAGAGCUGAAGAGGAGGAGGAAGAGCUAGCUAUCCUAUGGUGCUAGCUGUAGCUAGCUCCGACGACUGAGGUGAGGAGACGCAAUGGCGGGGAGAUGCGCCGGCGGCGGCGACGGCGGCGGCGAGGGCAUGCUGGCGCGGCUGCGGAGGGCGGCAGCCAGGCGGAUCGGGCUCUCCUGCGCCUCCUUCUUCUCCCACGCCGCCACCUCCCCUUCCCCGCCUCCCAAGACCAUCUCAUGCUCAGCACUGAAUGCGCCUGCAGACAGCACUGAUGAAGACCAGGAAAAGCUGGAGGAGCCCACUAGCACAAGAAUGGCUGACAAGAAUCUCUGUGCAAUAUGUCUGGAGCCCCUCAGCACCGGCAGCGUUGAUAUUGACAAUGGUGACAGGCCAGCAAUCUUCACAUCACAAUGCUCCCACUCCUUCCACUUCCUAUGCAUCGCCUCCAACAUUCGGCACGGCAAUGUUACAUGUCCCAUCUGCCGUGCACAGUGGUCUCAGCUGCCGCGUGACUUGAAGGUGCCACCAUUGCUGCAGAACAACCAGUCUGACCCAAUCCUCCGCAUCCUUGAUGACAACAUCGCGACAUCUCGUUUCAACAGAAGGUCAUCCAUCCGUGCUGCCCGGUACAACGACGAUGAUCCGGUUGAGCCUUACACCUUGACCGAGCAUGUGGAUCCAUGCCUUCGCUUCGCUCUGAUCCCAUCCCCAGUGGCGGCUCACCAUCAUGCUCUCGGACAUUACCCUUGUGGCCGUGUGAUGCCACUGCAGCAGCAUUGCCAGUACAGCAGCUCCUCCAUGCUCUCACCGCCACAGAUUGCUUCACCAAGUGGGCAGAGGCGCGCUUACCUCUCCGUCAGUCUCGCGCCACAGCCAGCCAUGGACCUAGUUCUGGUUGCCAGCCCUAAUGGGCCACAUCUCAGGCUCCUGAAGCAGGCAAUGGCGCUGGCUGUCUUCUCCAUGCGCGCAAUUGACCGGUUAGCCAUUGUCACAAAUGCCACCACUGCAACCCGCGCCUUCCCCUUGCGCCGAAUGUCAUCCCAUGGAAAGCGAAUGGCAUUGCAGGUCAUUGAACACCUCUGCUGUGUUGGUGGUACUGAUCCUGUAGGGGCAUUGCAGAAGGGCCUGAAGAUACUAGAGGACCGGGCGCACCAGAACCCAAGCAGUUGCAUUCUUCACCUGUCAGACCAUCCAAUCCGAAGCUGUUUCGGGGUCGACAUGAACCGUUUCAACAUCCCGGUUCACCAGUUCCAUGUCGGCCUCGGUUUCGGGGUGCAGAAUGGCUUUGUGAUGCACGAGUUUGAGGAGCUCUUAGCGCGGUUGCUUGGCGGUGUCAUAAGCGACACCCAGCUCAGGAUUGGCGAGCACGGUGGAGUGGUGAGGCUAGGUGAGCUGAGGGGUGGCGAAGAGAGGAGGAUCCCGCUUGACCUGGUGUCGGACUGCGGCUUCAUACUUGUUGGCUAUAGCUAUCUGGAAGGUGGAAGGGAGGAUCAGUUCAGGACAGGCGAAGUCGCUGUCGGUUUCGAAGAGAAAGGCGAUAACCGGUACUGCGGGGUCAGGGAUGCCGGUGGUCUGAGUAUCGGCGGUGAGAGGAGGAGCAGCUGCUGCGCCGAGAGAUGGGACUACCUUGAUCCGUUCAUGGCGCGGCGAUGGGCGAAGCAUUUCAAUGUGUAUAGGGCCUGAGUUAAAAAGAGGGGGAGCUUGGGGCUUUGAAGUGAUCAGCUCAGCAAGUCUGGUUUACCAGUUUGACAGCAUAUGAUUCUUGUUGGCUCUUUAUUUUUUUUUUCCUCUCUUAACAUUCCUGCAAGCAUCUCAUGAUCAUCAGAGGAAAUGUUUGCUUUUUUGGCUUUUGUUGUGGAUCAGGGAUCCAUUUGUAAGAUGUCUGGUUUUGCAUCAGAUGUGUGCAAUGUGCACAAGGCUUUCUGUUCUCAAUCUGUAUGUGUGAAUCGGACUGUGAACAAAACUCAGCACAAAGAAUGAAAUAUGGCUGCAUUGGAGUGAGUUAUUUUAAAAAGAAAGUGA
Messenger RNA from Oryza sativa Japonica Group (Japanese rice), 2215 nucleotides. Its product is annotated as E3 ubiquitin-protein ligase WAV3. Gene Ontology annotation, molecular function: zinc ion binding. The record is from RefSeq and is a predicted model, not a curated record. NCBI's taxonomy places the organism in Eukaryota, Viridiplantae, Streptophyta, Magnoliopsida, Poales, Poaceae.